AUGACGUUAAGGCGAGGUAGCCAUGUGGUCCUCCGUAAUAGCCGCGUGCUCGCCGUCGCCUUCUUACUCCAGCUCCUCUCCCCGUUGCUCGCAUUAGCGUCCCCUCCCAGGCCGUUCUUGGAUUUCACAUUCUCCGAGGCGCAAUCCGAAUACCCCCAGCCGCCUAGGGACCCAUCCAUUCGCUUUCUCACAUACGAAUGGCUGGAUGAACCAGGCGGGCUAGGAGACUAUCUCACAGGGCUGGCCACCAGCUUUGCAUGUGCCAUGCUCACUCAGCGGGCGUUCAUUGUACGGCACGCUCUCCUGCCGCUUGCAUUCGAGCCGAACCUCAUUGAUUGGUCCUUCUCAUUGGAGGUUCCUGUGGAGCCGGCUCGCGUGAUGAAUAUUGAUGAUGUGAUGGGAUGGGGCGAGGGAGGGGGGCCUGAAGGAGGAGGAGGAGAAGGGGGGGAACGAAGAAGAGAAGGGGAAGAGGGAGGAGAAGGAGGAGGACGAGGAGAAGGAGGAGGAGGGGGGGGAGGGCGAGAAGAGGCAGAGGAGGUAGUACAGGAUGGGGAGGUGGUGGAGGUGGACUUGAAGAAUCAGCGGUUUGUGGAGCCGGAGGACAUAUUCGCACAGCUGGAUAAGGCAAUGAACGUGCGCCUGUCGUGGAACAGAGGACUGCUUACGUACUGGCUUGCGGAGGAGGAGGGUAAGAAGUGGAGUGAGAGGCUCAAGGACAUGGGCAUGCGGCCUCCCUACAGCUUCGGCUGCAUCCUCCGCUUUCUUCUCAAGCCCCUCCCAGACAUCCUGUCAAGAACCGAAGCUAUGUACCACCACCUCUUCUCCCCUCUCGCCUCCUCCUCCCCCCCUUCGGCCCUCCUCCAAGCCCAAACCCCUCAUCACCUGAGUGCUGGACAAUCAGGGGCCUCCCAUCACUCCUCAAGCGAUAGGGUGGUGGUGGUGGGCAUGCACAUGAGAGCACCUGAUUCGUUCGUGUGGCAGGGCGAGAGUGGGUUCGGAGAUCCCAAGGUUCUGAGUGAGACAGAGAGAACUGAACUCAUCAAGUGGGCUAUGGGCUAUGUUGCUUGUGCCCAGAGGCUCGAGGCAUGGUGGGUGCCCCCUCCCACCAUUGUUAAAUGGCUUAUCAUCAGCAACUCUCAGGAUUUGAAGGCAAUACUAAAACUCAUAUACCCUGACAAGGUGGUGGUAUCAGAUAUUGUCCCGAUGCAUGUCAACAACCUCAUGCUCGAUGCUGCUGAUCCAUCCUCACCACCCUCUUCAGCAAAAGCUACUCCCACUAAACAAGCAUCGGUGAAUAACUACGGGCGAAUUAACUCGCCCGGUGAUGACAUCCUCGAAGAGUGGCGGGCUGGUGAUUCGGACAACGACGAGGGUGUCGAUGCUGAUGGCGAGCACGUGGAGGCAGCUGCGCAUGCAACGGGAGCGACGGGCGAUGACGGUGCGAAGGCUGACGACGAGGCGGAUGCGGAAGCGAGGACGACGACGGUGGAGGGAGAUGUGGAGGCUGACGACGAGGCGGAGGCGGAAGCGGCACCCGAUGCUGUUGCGCCCGCGGAUGUGGUCGCAAUUGCGGAUGUGGAUGCUGCGGAGGGAGGUGCCGAUGACGACCCGUGGAGCAUCGCGGGUGACGACGAUGUUCCGCUUCUGAAACGGAGGCCGCGUCAUCGCUUACAGACCAAGCCGAGGCGUGCCUGCGUGGUGCUCUCUGAUGACGACAGUCCGGGGGAGGAGCUUCAACCGCGCAUCUCUACUGCAGAGAAGGGGAAAACCAAGGUCGCGGAUGCCCCUGCUAAGGCCACCAUUCGUCGCCGCCCAAGCACCAAGAAGCGGAAGAACGACGGCGACCCCGGAUCCAGCAUGGGUGCUGCUAAGAAAAAGAAGAAGGGGUCAAACAAGGACGACAUCCUGGUCAACGAGGCGCUCCGCAGCGACGAUGACUACGCUGAGGCGGCAGCCCCGAUUCCUUCAUUCCCUGAGAAGGCGAAGCCGAAGGACCCCACCCUCCAUAAUCCCAACUCCCGUCCACCUUCCCCUUGCAGCAAGGACAGUAAGAAGACGCCACAGAUGGACCGAAUCGUAUGCCAAGCACAGGACAACGGGUGGAUGGACGAGAGCGCUGUGCAGACUUGGCUGACCAAGGAGGUGCUGCCCCAUCUGAACUCCCAGCGCGGCGAGAACGGAACCACGGGCGACAACACGCGCCUGCUUGGGCAGGCGCCAGAGGAGGAGGAGGAGGAGAUGCAGGCGGAGGGUGUGAGGGAGGUGGCAGUGGCAACCGGCCUGGAGGUGCUGUACCAGGAGACCCCCAACUACCGCGGAGCAGCGGCUGAGGCUGACCGCAUGAUCGAGCCUAGGGAAACGGCCAGGCAUGCCUGGCGAGUGCCAGACUUGGGUGUUGACCCUGGAGUUAGUGCAGGGGAGGAGGCCGUGACUGAGGAGGGCUAG
Closterium sp. NIES-65 is the source of this 2445-nucleotide messenger RNA. The record is from the annotation of a GenBank genome assembly. Lineage: Eukaryota; Viridiplantae; Streptophyta; Zygnematophyceae; Desmidiales; Closteriaceae.